Molecule: messenger RNA, 330 nt
Organism: Knipowitschia caucasica
Lineage: Eukaryota; Metazoa; Chordata; Actinopteri; Gobiiformes; Gobiidae
Source: the annotation of a GenBank genome assembly
AUGGGCAUCAGCCACCAAGUCUGUGAGAAAAAACAGACACGCAGAGCGCCACUGCAGCGGAGUCGCAGUCACGCUCAGAUCGUUGAGGAGGAUGAGCACUUGGACAGGAGGAUUUCCAUUAGGAAGUCUCUGUUAUUGGCCGUCGAUGGGGGGCACCAACUCCUGGAGCGCCGUGUAAAGCGAAACUAUUCUCCUUCCGACAAGAGCCACGUGUGUUUGACUGUCCAUGGUCACACAAGGCCGUCCCUUAAGAGCCUGAUUUACCGUCCGAGUCACACGCCACAUCCAGCCCAUAAAUCAGCUUCGACUCAGCAGAUGUUCAGCACCUAA